AUAUAGAACUACUCUUGAAGUUUAAGUCAGACGUGAAUGUAUCUGUUUCCGAAUAGUUUGUAAACGUGGCGUUAUAACUAUAAAUUUCAACGUUUAUGGUUAAAUUUUUUUUUAAAAAUGGUUUUUAAACUGUUAUUUAUUUCGAUUUUCAUAGUAUAUGCCACCGGUCAGGAUACUAAAACAAAUUACCAAUAUAAUGAAAACAAUCAAAUCAAGCUUAAUUCAGAGCCUGCGCUUUACAACAAGGGUGAAGCAAAGUGGAACUCAUAUGGAGGAGGUAAUAGUGUUUAUUAUACAAAUGGACUGCCAAUAAAUUUCGAUGCAAGAAAAAGAUGGCCAAAUUGCCCAUCGAUCGGUCAUAUUUAUAAUCAAGGAAACUGUCGUUCGAGUUAUGCCAUAUCGGUAGCGUCUGCAGUAACUGAUAGAAUAUGUAUCCAUUCGAACGAGACAAAAAAUCCUAUAAUGUCUGCACAGCAGAUUAUUUCUUGCUGUUAUUUGUGCGGAUAUGGAUGUGAUGGUGGAUCACAAUUCGAGUCUUGGGACUUUUAUAGGAGACAUGGGUUUGUGUCAGGUGGUGAUUACAACUCCAACCAGGGUUGUCAACCAUAUAUGAUCCCACCAUGUAAAUUAAUAAAUGAAAAAUCACCUAGACACAGUUGUACAACAUAUAACAGAGAAGAAACACCAGCAUGUGAAAUACAGUGUAAUAACCCAAAUUAUUACACUUCAUUCAAAACCGAUAUUUAUAAAGGUAAAUAUUAUCAAGUUUAUCCUUUUAUGGCUAUGAAAGAAAUUUUUGAUAAUGGUCCGAUAACAACUCAGUUCUACAUGUAUAGAGAUUUAAUCGAUUACAAAUCGGGUGUAUAUCAGUACGACGAGGAUUCUACGGAUGAUUUCUUCACUGUACAAAGCGUGAAGAUUAUCGGUUGGGGUGAAGAAAAUGGUGUACCGUAUUGGUUAGUAGCCAAUUCAUUUGGUACAGAUUGGGGAGAUAAGGGAACGUUUAAGAUUUCAAGAGGCAAUGACGGAUGCUUUUUUCAAGAAAAAAUGUACGCUGGAUUACCAUUAUUAAAAUUAAGUGUUAUUUUAAAAGAUUAUAAUUUCAGUCUUUAUUUAACAAUAAAUAUCAAUAAAUUAUUUUUUAGUAUUCACAUACAACAAAAAUUACUUAUUUCAAUCAUCAUCAUGUUUAGAAAUAAGAAGAUAUUAUUGUUACUAUUAUUUUGUAAUAUUUGGUUGUCGUGCAAUGCAAAAUUUAAACUACAACAUAUCGUCGAACACGUUAACCGUGCUAACGUAUCAUGGGAAGCCGGAAUUAAUCAUUUUAGUACGUCUAACUAUAAAAAUAUAGUUGGAACUUGGGGCCAUCAACAAAAUGAUAAAAUGAUCGAUAUUAUUGGUCAUAAAGAAGAUAAUCACGAUGCGAAUGGAUUUAAUGGUUUUCCUGAAAAUUUCGACGCCCGAAAUCAUUGGUUUGAAUGCGUUUCUAUUUCACACAUAUGGAACCAAGGAAAUUGUGCUGCUGACUGGGCAAUUUCCGUCACUUCGGCUAUUAACGACCGCAUAUGUGUAAAGUCAAAAAAAAAUAUAACAGCGUUCUAUUCUCCACAAAAAGUUUUGUCUUGUUGUGAUGAUUGUGGUGACGGAUGCAAUGGUGGCUAUUCUGGAGCAGCAUGGAACUAUUGGACAAAACGAGGAUUGGUCACAGGUGGAGAUUACGGUAGCAAUGAAGGGUGUCAACCAUGGUUGAUACCACCGUGUAACCAUACAGUUUUGGAUGAAAGAAGAACAUCGUAUAUGUGUGGAAAAUAUAAAUCAGAAACACCAAAAUGCAAUUUAAAUUGCUACAAUCCAAAUUAUUCAAAACCUUUCCUAAAAGACAUAUCAAAGGGAGUACGAAUUGAAAGGUAUUGUCCGGGAAUGAUCAGGAAAGAAUUGAUGAAGCACGGGCCUACAACUGCUAUAAUGCGUGUUUAUGAAGAUUUUCUAACAUACAGAUCUGGAGUUUAUCGACAUGUAACUGGAAAACUACUCGGUCAGAUUACGGUAAAGGUCAUUGGAUGGGGUGUGUACAGAGGCGUUCAAUAUUGGUUAGCUGCCAACUCGUGGGGAACUUCUUGGGGGGACAAAGGAUUUUUCAAAAUCCGUCGUGGUUACAAUGAUUGUUUAUUUGAAGAUUAUUUUAUAAGUGGUACACCAAUUUUAUAAUUUAAACGAAAUAGUUCUAGUUUAUGAAAUGAUAUAUUAGAAAUAAGCAAACAGUAUAAAUAUACCAAAUUUAAAAUGUAUACCUAGUGACAUAACAAUAUUAUGUUGUAUGUUUCAACAAACCAUUUAUAUUUAUUUCAUUAAAAAUAAUACAUAUAAAUAAAUUAUUUAGUUUAUCUUUAGAA
This is a messenger RNA of Aphis gossypii (cotton aphid), 2393 nucleotides long. RefSeq lists its product as uncharacterized. The record is from RefSeq and is a predicted model, not a curated record. The coding region runs from base 118 to 2208 and encodes 696 amino acids. Gene Ontology annotation, cellular component: lysosome. Lineage: Eukaryota; Metazoa; Arthropoda; Insecta; Hemiptera; Aphididae. The transcript is spliced from 11 exons. Gene Ontology annotation, molecular function: cysteine-type endopeptidase activity.